UUUCCUCUAACACCAGAAACAACAACAUGAAGAUAAGACUUCACAAAAAGAAAAAACCAAACCCACAUAGCAGACCCUCUUUCUCUCCCCAUCGUUAGUCCCUCCAUAGCUCAAAAACCUCCAUUAAAACCAUGUCUUGCUCAAAUUUAACAAUGUGGGUGUCCUCAAAACCUUCCCUUUCUGAUGCAUCUGCACUUUCCUUCCGUUCUUUCCUCAACCCUUUUCAGGUUCCUUCUCAUAACUCAACCUCUUGCAAUCCUUCUCGAUCUGUAACUCCAAUCCAUUGUGGUCUCCGUGAGCUCAGAGAGCGUAUUGAUUCUGUAAAGAACACACAGAAGAUCACUGAGGCUAUGAAGCUUGUUGCUGCUGCUAAAGUCAGGAGAGCACAAGAAGCUGUUGUUAAUGGCAGGCCUUUCUCAGAAACUCUUGUAGAAGUACUUUACAACAUCAAUGAGCAGCUACAAACUGAUGAUGUAGAUGUCCCUCUUACAAAGGUUAGGCCUGUCAAGAAGGUUGCUUUGGUUGUUGUCACUGGUGAUAGGGGUCUUUGUGGUAAUUUCAACAAUCUACUCAUCAAAAAAGCUGAGGCAAGGAUUGCUGAAUUGAAGAAUCUUGGUCUUGAUUAUACUGUUAUUAGUGUUGGUAAAAAGGGUAACUCUUACUUCCGCAGGAGGCCUUAUAUUCCGGUUGAUAAGUUUCUUGAGGGUGGUUCACUUCCUACUGCUAAAGAAGCUCAGGCUAUCGCUGAUGAUGUUUUCUCAUUCUUUGUUAGUGAGGAGGUUGAUAAAGUUGAGCUUUUGUACACCAAGUUUGUGUCUUUGGUUAAGUCUAGUCCAGUUAUUCAUACCUUGCUUCCACUCUCACCAAAGGGAGAGAUUUGUGAUAUAAAUGGAACAUGUGUGGAUGCUGCUGAGGAUGAGUUUUUCAGGCUAACAACUAGGGAGGGGAAAUUGACAGUGGAGAGAGAUGUUGUGAGGACUGAGACAGUAGAUUUCUCACCAAUUUUGCAGUUUGAGCAGGACCCAGUUCAGAUUCUUGAUGCUUUGUUGCCUCUCUAUUUGAACAGUCAGAUUUUGAGGGCAUUGCAGGAAUCACUAGCGAGUGAGCUUGCUGCUAGGAUGAGUGCCAUGAGCAGUGCAUCUGAUAAUGCAUCUGAGCUAAAGAAGUCCCUGUCUAUGGUCUACAAUAGGCAGCGCCAGGCCAAAAUUACAGGCGAGAUAUUGGAGAUUGUUGCUGGUGCCAAUGCUCAAAUCUAGUGAAACCCUGGUUCUUGUGUCCCCCACAGUUUGCUUCUUAGUAGGUACUUUUAUGGGGGUUUCUUAAUUUAUUCAAAUAUGCUUGUUUAAGAACAGUUAUUCAGAAUUUACACUUUUUCAUUGUAAUUCUCAUGCGUAUGAACUUUGUGCACAAUGAGAACUGCAAUGUAUUUUGGAACAUAGGAGCAAUAUUCUACUUUUUUUUUUUUUUUUAUGUCAUUUUUUUUUUCUACCAUUAUAAACUUGUAUUAUUUGAGAUUCUCAUUGCAUGGUACGCAGAGUUAUAAUCUAUGCAAUAACUGUACAUUGCUGUGUUAUUGCAGCUCUUAUU
Messenger RNA from Quercus lobata, 1587 nucleotides. It is a transcript of the gene ATPC1, whose product is annotated as ATPase, F1 complex, gamma subunit protein. Gene Ontology annotation, molecular function: proton-transporting ATP synthase activity, rotational mechanism. The record is from RefSeq and is a predicted model, not a curated record. Lineage: Eukaryota; Viridiplantae; Streptophyta; Magnoliopsida; Fagales; Fagaceae. Gene Ontology annotation, biological process: proton motive force-driven ATP synthesis. Gene Ontology annotation, cellular component: chloroplast thylakoid membrane. The transcript has a single exon. Bases 132 to 1256 code for a protein of 374 amino acids.